Molecule: messenger RNA, 1490 nt
Organism: Mauremys reevesii (Reeves's turtle)
Lineage: Eukaryota; Metazoa; Chordata; Testudines; Geoemydidae
Product: probable acyl-CoA dehydrogenase 6
Exons: 9
Coding region: 16-1344 (442 amino acids)
Biological process (GO): fatty acid beta-oxidation using acyl-CoA dehydrogenase
Molecular function (GO): acyl-CoA dehydrogenase activity; flavin adenine dinucleotide binding
Source: RefSeq, a predicted model, not a curated record
CCCAAAUUAAAACGAAUGGAGCAGCAGGCUGCGUCCUCUUCAGCCAGGCGGCCGGGGUGGGUGCUGUUUGCAGCGCCUUUCCCAGCAGUGCAAACUUCCCGGGACCAGCGUGUAACCCCGCAGCCGCCUGUGUUUGCUAAAGGCUGCAGCCCGCGAGCUACAGGUCACUGGCUGGACGCCUGUGGCGGCACCGAAUGCGCCUCGCGCGCUAAGCCGGGCGAGGAACGCGCCGAGCAGAUUAUUGACAAGGAGAUUAACCCAUUUGUGGACAAAUGGGAAGAAGAAGGACAGUUUCCAGCACACAAAGUAUUUAAAACUCUAGGACAAGCUGGAUUCCUUGGAGUUAACAAACCAACAGAAUAUGGCGGCAUGGGCUUGGACUUCUCCUAUAGCAUUGCAGUGGCAGAGGAACUGGGAAAUAUCCGCUGUGGAGGGGUUCCUAUGGCUAUUGGAGUGCAAACUGACAUGGCUACACCAGCUCUAACAAGAUUUGGUUCUGAUGAGCUGAAACGACAGUUCCUUGUACCAACUAUAGCUGGAGAAGUAGUGGCUUGUUUAGGAGUCAGUGAACCUGGAGCAGGGUCAGAUGUUGCAAGUAUCAAAACAACAGCAGUAAGAAAAGGUGAUGACUAUAUCAUAAAUGGUGGCAAGAUGUGGAUUACUUCGGGAUGUCAAGCUGACUGGAUGUGCCUGCUGGCAAAUUCCAGUGAAGGACCCCCCCACCAAAAUAAAUCUCUUAUAUGUCUACCAAUGAACCUACCUGGUGUUCACAUUGCUAAAAAGAUAGACAAGAUGGGUAUGAGGUCAUCAGAUACAGCACAGAUCUUUUUUGAAGAUGUCAGAGUUCCCAGCAAAUACCUCAUUGGGGAGGAAGGAAUGGGCUUUACGUACCAGAUGUUGCAAUUCCAAGAAGAGCGUUUAUGGGUAGUAGCCACAAACCUGGCACCAAUGGAAAAUGUGAUACAAGAAACUAUUGACUAUACUCGCCAACGGAAAAUAUACAACCAGCCAGUACUGCAUAACCAGACAGUGCACUUUCGCCUGGCAGAAUUCGCAACUGAGGUGGAACUUGUUCGCUCUCUGCUCUACCAGGCUGUUGCGCUCUAUAUAAGAGGCAAUGAUGUGACCAAAUUUGCUUCCAUGGCUAAACUAAAGGCAGGUCGUCUAGCCCGUGAGCUGACUGAUAAUUGCCUCCAGUUCUGGGGAGGAAUGGGAUUCACCAAUGAGGUGCUAGUGAGCAGACUCUACAGAGACUCAAGAUUACUGUCAAUAGGAGCUGGUGCAGAUGAAGUCAUGCUUUCCAUUAUAUGCAAAUAUAUGGAAACUCUUCCACAAAAGAAGUAACACCCAGCAACAGUUACAUUUCUUCAUUUAAAAUUCAUGAGAGAUACACAGUAUAUUGAUUACAUACUGAAAUAAGCAAUAUAUCUCAGGUGAUUAAGUGAAAUUUUCUAGCAUUUAUGUCAAUGAUCUACUAGUGCCUUUGUAUA